Molecule: messenger RNA, 416 nt
Organism: Polyodon spathula (Mississippi paddlefish)
Lineage: Eukaryota; Metazoa; Chordata; Actinopteri; Acipenseriformes; Polyodontidae
Product: chemokine-like protein TAFA-4
Exons: 4
Coding region: 9-416 (135 amino acids)
Molecular function (GO): receptor ligand activity
Source: RefSeq, a predicted model, not a curated record
UCUUCAGGAUGAUGUUUCACACCAGAACAGUAAAACUGUCCUACUGGCUCUUGCUGGUCUACAUGUUAGCUGUGUGCUGUAAGCUGAUGUCCGCUGCAAACCACUUUCCCAGAGGACAGACAGGCUAUCACCAGGUCAAACAGGGGACUUGUGAAGUUGUUGCUAUACACCGGUGCUGCAAUAAAAAUAAGAUCGAGGAGCGAUCCCAAACGGUCAAGUGCUCUUGCUUUCCAGGACAGGUUGCAGGUACAACGAGAGCAAGGCCUUCAUGUGUAGAAGCCUCCAUAGUGCUGCAGAAGUGGUGGUGUCAAAUGCAUCCGUGUCAAGACGGCGAGGAGUGUAAAGUGCUGCCCGAUCUCACAGGGUGGUCCUGCAGCACUGGCAACAAGGUCAAGACAACGAAGGUGACGCGGUAG